AAACCAGGCCGGACGCGCCUGCCCUCGUGUCCAUCGCCGGCCCUUCCACUCUUUGCCGUGAGUCCCGAUUUCCUCCCCUGGCCUUGCCAUCUGCUCUCGAUAGGAAGGGUUGUUGCUGUAAGUAAAAACAAUAAUGGCACCUGCAUAUUGAGAAUAGAAGCAGCGACAAAGGAAUACACAAACACAUGAGUAAGGUGCAGCGAUCAGAACUAUACAGUUUGCCCAGUGUGAUCAUGUCAUACAUUUUGCAUAAGCUUAAAGGUGAAACCAUAACAGGAACAUCAAGAUGUCCAAUCAGGAAGGGAAGGGAUCAGGCCGUAAAUCAAAGCAGAUAAGUGUCAAGACAUCCUUGAAUAGUCCAUAUGAUCUCCACUGGUGUACCUUGGAUGCAGCAGAUAUGCACUUCAUACUGGAGAGCUUAGAAGGAGCUAUGAAACGGGUUGGGUUUAAGAAGAUAGAGCUUCGGAGGAGGAAGAAGCCCUGCUCAAAAGAAAAGCAAAGGAAAGAACCAUGCCACAGUAGUGGACUUCAAGAGGAGCAUGAAAUGGGAGAUGCUAAAGCACAUGGAUGGACCAACCUGCAAAUCAGGAACCAGCUUGCUAUUGGGAUCAAUGAAGUAACUAAAGCUCUGGAAAAAAAUGAAUUGCUGCUUGUGCUGGUGUGCAAAUCUGCUAAACCAGCCUUACUUACAUCUCACCUUAUUCCACUCAGUGCAAGUCGGGCAACCCCAGCAGCCCAAGUUCCACGCCUCAGUGAAAGCCUAGCACCAGUGCUUGGCUUAACAUCUGUUCUAGCACUAGGAUUGAAGAGGAAUGCAGAUGCCUUUGCAGAAGAAGUCAAAAUGAUUAUUCCGCGAAUACCUAGCUUAGAUGUGCCAUGGAUUCAGCACGGAACUGAACAGAUCUUGGCAAGUGCAGAUACUGAUCUGAUGGAUAUGCCAGAAACAGAACUCUCAGAAACAAACUCAGAAGAGAGCUCUCCUUCUCACAAGCGAAGAAGAAGGGACAGCUGCAUACUCGCCUCUCCUAAUCUGGCUUUGCAGGCACUUAAGGUUAAAAAAAUAGUUCCCAAUCCAUCCAAGAAAAGGAAACUUCCCAAAACUAAAAAACGUAUUUCAAAGUAACUAUAUUGGGCUGGUCCCUCUGCUGUAUAUACCUUGGUUUUUUAAAAAAAUCUAGUAAAAGUGAUAUAAUGGUAAAAAUUUA
Molecule: messenger RNA, 1205 nt
Organism: Varanus komodoensis (Komodo dragon)
Lineage: Eukaryota; Metazoa; Chordata; Lepidosauria; Squamata; Varanidae
Gene: RPP38
Product: ribonuclease P/MRP subunit p38
Exons: 3
Coding region: 287-1123 (278 amino acids)
Biological process (GO): tRNA 5'-leader removal
Cellular component (GO): ribonuclease MRP complex; nucleolar ribonuclease P complex; fibrillar center
Molecular function (GO): ribonuclease P RNA binding; ribonuclease P activity
Source: RefSeq, a predicted model, not a curated record